AUGACCACCACCCACCGCCAAUCACCACCACCUAUCACUAUCACCCACCACCAUGACCCAUCACCACCACCCGCUUACACCACUCAUCAUCACUACUCGCCACAACCAUCCCCACCCACCACCCAUCAAGACUACCACCACUUACCACCACCACCACCACCUAUCACCCAUAACCACCACUUGCCACCACCUAUCACCACCCCAACCCACCGUUAUCACCACAACCCGCCACCCCCACCCCCACCUACCACCGCCACCAUCACCACCACCCCCACUACCCAUCAUCAUCAUCCACCAUCCACCCACUACCCACCAUUAUGA
Lactuca sativa (garden lettuce) is the source of this 321-nucleotide messenger RNA. The record is from RefSeq and is a predicted model, not a curated record. Lineage: Eukaryota; Viridiplantae; Streptophyta; Magnoliopsida; Asterales; Asteraceae.